Molecule: messenger RNA, 771 nt
Organism: Gamsiella multidivaricata
Lineage: Eukaryota; Fungi; Mortierellomycota; Mortierellomycetes; Mortierellales; Mortierellaceae
Exons: 2
Coding region: 155-643 (162 amino acids)
Source: RefSeq, a predicted model, not a curated record
UUGAACUCUCUUCCACCGCAAGCGGCCUUUAUUUUUUCUUUCCAUUUCAUCCGCCAUCCCAUCCAUCACUGUCCUUUGCUUGCUGUCCCUUUCUACUCCACCGACACCACUCCCCUCGAUCGUCCCUGAAUCACCGACAAUCCCUGCGUUCAACAUGGCGGUCAAGGCGAAGAAAAGGAGACUGUCGAUUGCCGCCAGAAGAGAUCAUGAAGGGAAAAACCAACAGACAAAGGUCGAGGCUGAGCUGGAACGUCAGGAGGAAGAGAUGCUCGCCGUUGCUCGACUCCUGAAGCAGGUGGAUAAGGCCGAGGCAGUGACAGUCGCCAAACAAAUCCUGACCGCCACGACUAUCGCGUCAAAAAUGGAUGAGGAUGCCCAGAGUUCAGGGAUGAAUGGCAGCUCGAUGAUGGUAUUAAAUGGAUCAGCUACAAAAGCAAAUGGGGCCGCAGAUCGUACGCGCUCUAAGUCAGCACAUUCAAGGAAUGGUGUUCAGGAACGGGAAACUGUCGCCAUGGUUACACCACCAUCUGAUCGCGAAAUCCGUACUGUCGACUUGGGUAAGUCCGCAAUGCCCGCACAUAUGCUAUCCACUCAAUUACUGCAUCAUCGAAACAGACUCGCUAAUGUAACAUCCGAAACGUGAGAUGCGAUAGAAUACAAUGCCAUACGGUCCUCAUCAACAGUAUCCCACCCAAACACUGUGAACGCGGACGCCAACAGCAGGAUAUCAACAGAUCAAAGGAGUCUGUCGCCAGAGGAGCACAAGGGUGA